GCUUUCCUUUUCUUCACUGGCGUAGCGCCGCUGGCAUUGCUUACUAGAAGUUUCUUCUCUCCUGGGUGUGCCUUUGGACAUCGCCACAUCGGUGACGACAGCAAUCCGCCAUGGCUGGCAGCAGCUCUCUCCAUGGAACCCUCGCCCUCCACUUUACCUUCAAAUCCUGCCUCAAGCGCCCACUCUUCGCCUCCAUUUUAACUCCCACUGCCGCUUCAUCGAAGCCUCUCCGCUCCGGCUCCGUCAAAGGCGGUUUCAGAUCCAAGCGAGGCGCCUCGGUUCCCUCUGGAAUCGCUUCCGCUACCUUUUCCGACGACCUCCGCCCGGGCCUCGGUGAGAACCCAGAAGUCGUCAUAUCAGGGGAGUGGCCGGAUAAUUUCUCGCUCCUUAGCUACGAUGACCUCCGCGCCUAUUUGGAGACCCAGAUCAUCAACGAAAAGAUGAAGCCUACGGCGACGUUGGCGACGGUGAUGUCGACUCCUGUCCGGAUGGCGAGGCCUGAGCAGACGCUGGAAGAGAUCGAUCACAAUUUUGAGUUCGUGUCGGGGCUUCCGGUGAUCGAUGAACAACUGAGGUGCAUCGGUGUUAUCUCUAAGAAAGAUAAAUCCAGAGCAUCAAAUGGGCUGAAAUCCAAGGUUAAUGAAAUCAUGUCUUCUCCUGCAAUCACACUCUCAGGUGACAAGACGGUACUAAAUGCAGCAGCUUUAAUGCUUAAGAUGAAGAUCCACAGGGUGCCUAUAUUAGAUGCGGAACAGAAGGUUAUUGGAAUUGUUACUCGGACAGACAUAUUUCAAGCACUGGAAGCGCAGAAAGUAGAGUCCGUUUAGAUCAUGCCAGCUUGCUGUGUAUGUAUAUGGAAUAAACUGGUUAAGAGGCUGUUAAUAUAGUAAAUUAUGCACCAUCUGUUACCUUUUGCCUGCUCUUGUAUAGUUGUGCUGGCAUAUUCACUGUUGAGCUGUUAUCGGAGAAUAAUGAUGUGGUACGAAGUUUGUAUCUAUGAUCAAAGCCUCUUGAUAACAUUUGACUGUGAGAUAUGUUGAUAGUAUCAUACGUCAUGUGGCAAAUAUAUCAAGUAUUUCAUGAAUUUAAAAGGGUAA
Zingiber officinale is the source of this 1097-nucleotide messenger RNA. RefSeq lists its product as uncharacterized. The record is from RefSeq and is a predicted model, not a curated record. Lineage: Eukaryota; Viridiplantae; Streptophyta; Magnoliopsida; Zingiberales; Zingiberaceae. The transcript is spliced from 5 exons. Bases 111 to 827 code for a protein of 238 amino acids.